Molecule: messenger RNA, 579 nt
Organism: Racocetra persica
Lineage: Eukaryota; Fungi; Glomeromycota; Glomeromycetes; Diversisporales; Gigasporaceae
Source: the annotation of a GenBank genome assembly
AUGACGAGUAACACUAAUAAUAAUUCCGGUCGAAGUGAAAUACUUGAUCCAUUAUAUGAAGUGCUAUUAUAUCAGAAGAAAGAUAUAAUAGCUAUUCAGAAAAAACUCGGUACAAAUAGUAAGGCAAAUCAAACAGCAGUGCAUCAAAGCAAUAAAGCGAAAACACUUCCUGAUUUAUAUGAGUUAUUGUUAGAAUCGGUGGGAGAUUUAAUACCGAUAGAGAAAAAUCUUAACAUUGAUGGCAAUUCCGUUCUAGUAGUGGAAUAUCGAAGCAAUAAAACUCGUGAAGCUUCUAUGGAUAUUUCAAUUGGGGAAAUAUAUAAUUUGCUUGUUUGUUUAGAAGAGGAUAUAAUAACAAUUCAGGACGAACUAGGUAUUAUUGGAUAUUCUAAUAGAGGAAGGGCAGAAGAAGCCGAUGAAAAUGCAAGGGCAUAUCUUCGAAAGUUUGAGAAAUUUCACGGUCCCCUAGAAGAUGAUCCAGGUGUGGUAUUAAAGAAAUAUGGCGAAAUGGGGGUAAAGAAAAUUAGGUUUACUGGAGAGGGACUUCCGCUAAUUCCAAAUCUUACUCCUCAACAAUAG